Molecule: messenger RNA, 1100 nt
Organism: Cynoglossus semilaevis (tongue sole)
Lineage: Eukaryota; Metazoa; Chordata; Actinopteri; Pleuronectiformes; Cynoglossidae
Gene: rnf181
Product: ring finger protein 181
Exons: 7
Coding region: 256-729 (157 amino acids)
Biological process (GO): protein ubiquitination
Cellular component (GO): cytoplasm
Molecular function (GO): ubiquitin protein ligase activity
Source: RefSeq, a predicted model, not a curated record
GUUCUUCAGCGAAUGGUCCGUAUGGUGACGUCAGGACGAUCAUCAUAUCCGGAAGAAUGACGCUUCACUUCUAUCGUCAAAGGUGACGUCUGUACAAAUGUUGAACCGGAAGUUUCUUUCCUCCUGAAGACGCAAACAGAGUCUUUCCGUCAUUUCGGUUCCGCACAACGUCUGUAAGGAAACUCAAAACGUUUUUGUCGAUUCAAGGACAAAUGUGUCGAGUGCUGAGAUGAUACGAAUUUCCGCAGAACCACAAUGGCCUCCUACUUCGACGAACACGACUGCGAACCAACCAACCCCGAGGAACAGUAUCGACAGAACGCACUUCUGGAACUGGCCAGAUCUUUGAUGCAGGGCCUGGACCUCCUGGACUCGGGGGUGUUCGACUUGUCCGACUGGGACCAACGACUUCCUCCGCCAGCUGCCAAAACAGCUGUUCAGACACUCACCGUCGUCGUCAUUUCUCCCGAACAAGCAGACAAAGGUCUGAAAUGUCCUGUCUGUUUGCUGGAGUUUGAAGAACAAGAGAUAGUGCGAGAAAUGCCCUGCAAACACCUGUUCCACUCCGGGUGUAUCCUGCCCUGGCUAGGAAAGACCAACUCCUGUCCUCUCUGCCGACUUGAACUUCCAACGGACAAUCCAGAGUACGAGGAGUUCAAAAAAGACAAGGAGAGAAGACGACAGAGGGAGCACAGACUGGAGGAUCUACACGGAGCCAUGUACACGUGACAUGGUGGUGCUGUGGUGGAGACUGACAGAAACGGUCGAAUCCCAUCGUCGCGGAUUGCAAACGAAGCCUCAUUUCUGCGGCUUGAAGAUCACACGUUAACGUUAUGCUAACGUUUAUCACGUCACCUUCACAAUAAAAUGUUCCAUUCAUCUGUAUUUGUCAUAUAAAAAAAAAAUUAAUACUUUAUUUUCGUCAGAUAUCAGCCUUAAUUUCCUCCAUUUACGUGGAACAAAUUUCGGGGGGGGGGGGGAUAAAAGACUAGAAACCAGAAAUGUGCUGAUAAUUUAACAUUUCUAUUUAAUCUUUGAAUAUAAAUCUCUGUCAAAUUAAAACAAAUGAUAGACAAAUCGUUUCAUAUUUACAUCAUUCA